This is a messenger RNA of Aspergillus affinis, 430 nucleotides long. RefSeq lists its product as uncharacterized. The annotation marks the transcript as partial. The transcript has a single exon. The record is from RefSeq and is a predicted model, not a curated record. NCBI's taxonomy places the organism in Eukaryota, Fungi, Ascomycota, Eurotiomycetes, Eurotiales, Aspergillaceae.
AUGCAUCAUCUCUCUACAGAGAAUAUCAUCUUAAAACUGCGCUGCCAAGGCCUUGAAGAAGCUCUACAACUAGAGAAGAAGAAGCGCCAGCGAGGCAAGCCUCUUCUGUUUGAAUUACGAGCUCCUGAGGAUGGUUACGCGGUGUUUUACUCUCCUAAGAAGAUUCAGCAAGCCCGUGAUCUUCAAGCGGAGAAAGAUGAAGCUUUACAACUUGCCAAGACUUCAAAAGAGGAAGAAAGGCUUCGUAAACAGCGCGAUAAAGAAGAAAAGAGGCUUUUAAUCGAAGAGCGCAAGCGAAUCCGCGCUUCAAAUAAAGAAAUUCGACUUCGAGAGGCGGAGGCAAAGAAGCGUAAAAAACAGGAUGAUCAGCUCGCUAAACAGGCCGAUAUACAGCUUCAAAAUGACUUCAAUUCGGCUCAGCGAGGCAAAA